Messenger RNA from Malaya genurostris, 4767 nucleotides. RefSeq names its product multidrug resistance-associated protein 1-like. The transcript is spliced from 7 exons. Bases 230 to 4708 code for a protein of 1492 amino acids. Lineage: Eukaryota; Metazoa; Arthropoda; Insecta; Diptera; Culicidae. The record is from RefSeq and is a predicted model, not a curated record. Gene Ontology annotation, cellular component: membrane. Gene Ontology annotation, molecular function: ABC-type transporter activity; ATP hydrolysis activity; ATP binding. Gene Ontology annotation, biological process: transmembrane transport.
CAGUCAAUUGAAAGCUGUCGCAUCGGGCUAACCGUCGGGAAACCAGUGUAGAACAAGUGUAAGGAUCUGUCCAACAUAAGAAAUCUUAUCAAUUGUUUGAUAUCAAAAGUGCGAGUGGUAAUCCAAUAGACGUGAAUACGUCAAUCUGUCACGAUAAUCGAUAAUGUGGUGGUUGUUCGGUUUGUAAAGUGCCAUUUGGAAAAUAUCCUAUAACUGUUGGGAUCAUCCAAUGACAUUCGAGGAGUUCUGUGGAGGUCCCUUCCGGGACGGACAGCUGGAAUGGCGGUCGGACAGCCCGGACCUAACGUUCUGCUUUCAACGGGUCAUCCUUCAGUGGAUUCCCAGUUUGUUUCUGUUCAUCUUUUCCGUUCAUGAAAUUUACAAGUACGGUUCCUCCCGGCACCGCUGCAUCCCCUGGAAUGGGUAUAACAUCUCGAAGAUGCUGGUUACCUUUAUUUUGAUGUGCAUGAAUUGGAUCGACCUCGGAAUGGUCGUAACGUACAAAGAAGAGAACGGUUUGUUCGAUGUGCAAAUUGCGACGGCGGUCCUCAACGCAAUUUCCUAUAUUGUAAUGCUGUUAUUGUACUUUUUCCAAAGAAAGUACGGAAUCCGAAGCUCCGGAACCAUAUUCAUUUUUUGGUUCAUGCGAAUGUUUUUCGGCAUUUUCCAACUGCGAACGGAAAUUUUGAACCAGAACAAUUGGGAGUAUCAAUACAUCAGUUACAUAAUCCAGUAUUCCUUGAUCUGCCUGAUUUUGGUACUGGAGCUAUUUCCAGAUCAGCAACCGAUCUACAGCGAUUAUCCGGAGGCGAAGUAUCCGAAUCCGGAGUUGCGAUCGAGUUUCUUCGUUCGGCUGUUUUUCUUCUAUUUCGACUCGUUCACGUGGAGAGGUUUUCGGAAUCCACUGACCAUGGACGAUAUGUACGACAUAAAUCCGCAGGAUACAUCGAAGGAACUGGUGCCACCGUUCGACAAGUACUGGAAUGAGAGUGUGGAAAAAGGAUACAAGAAGCAAUUGUCAAUCGACAAGAAAGCUGGGUUGCCCAUAACCGAGUUCAAACCGUACGGCGAGACCAACGGAUCGGUUUUGCCGGCCAUGGUCAAAGCGUACGGGGGUCCAUUCUGGUUUUCUGGAAUAUUUCAGCUUGCAAUAGCUUUAUUGCAAUUUGCUUCGCCGUUUCUUAUGAGGGAGCUGAUAGCUUGGGUCGUUUCCGAUGGGAUCGUAUGGAAGGGUAUCAUACUGACAUUCGGUCUGUUCGCGACAUCGAUGCUGAUCGCACUGCUGAACGCCCAGUACUACCACAAAACGUUUCUCACCGGAUUCCGGAUACGAACCGGUUUGAUCAGUGCAAUUUACCGCAAAGCCCUGCGCAUCUCGAGUUCGGCCAAGAAAGAUACCACCGUGGGAGAGAUUGUGAAUCUGAUGGCAGUUGACGCCCAACGGUUCUACGAGCUUGUACCGUUUCUGCACGUGUUGUGGUCCGGUCCACUGAUUAUUGCCCUUUGCCUGUACUUUCUGUAUGAAAUCUUGGGUGUGGCAGUUUUUGCCGGUCUAGGAGUGAUGAUUGUCAUGACUCCGAUCUCCGGAGUGAUGGCAGUUCAAAUGCGGGAUCUGCAAGUCGAACAGAUGAAGAUCAAGGAUGAUCGUGUGAAGAAGAUGAACGAAAUUUUAAGCGGAAUCAAGGUAUUGAAAUUGUACGCAUGGGAGAAAAGUUUCGAGGAUUCGAUCCUGGAAGUGCGUAGUAAAGAAAUUGGUAUUCUCAAAAAGAUGGCGUACUACGGAGCGGGAGUUUACUUCACCUUCACCAUCGCUCCCUUUCUGGUCACUUUGGUAUCGUUUGCCGUUUACGUGCUUAUGGAUGAACAGAAUCAUUUGGAUCCUCAGAUCGCGUUCGUUUCUUUGGCGUUGUUCAAUAUUUUAAGAUUCCCGCUCGGAUGGCUGCCGAUGUUGGUGACUUUUUCAAUGCAGGCUUGGGUUUCCAUCAAGCGGAUCAACAAAUUUAUGAACAGUGUCGAAUUAGAUCCCAGUAAUGUCACCCACGAUAAAAGUGAUCAAGCCUUAUCCAUUAAGGAUGGAACGUUUUCCUGGGGUGAUGAAACUCCCACGUUGAAAAACAUUCACAUGUCGUUACGAAGAGGUCAGUUGUCGGCCAUAGUCGGAGGUGUUGGCACUGGGAAAAGUUCCCUGAUUUCCGCUUUGCUUGGAGAGAUGGAGAAACUGAGCGGAUCGGUGAAUACGGACGGAUCGAUCGCGUAUGUUCCGCAGCAGGCUUGGAUCCAGAAUGCGUCGUUGCGUGAGAAUAUCAUUUUCGGAAAACCGUUCGAUCUACGAAAGUACGAUAAAGUGAUCGAAUGUUGUGCCCUCAAACCUGAUCUGGAGAUGCUGCCGGCUGGAGAUGCCACGGAGAUUGGCGAAAAAGGGAUCAAUCUUUCCGGUGGACAGAAACAACGAGUUGCCUUAGCCCGAGCCGUCUACACCGAUGCAGACAUUUACUUGUUUGAUGAUCCGCUGAGUGCCGUUGAUGCCCACGUUGGCAAACAUAUAUUCGAGCAAGUGAUCGGUCCGGAAGGAAUGCUGAUGGGAAGGACGAGACUUUUGGUAACGCAUGGAAUCUCGUUCCUACCGUUCGUGGAAGAGAUCUUCGUUGUGAAGGAUGGCGAAAUAUCGGAGAGUGGUUCCUAUCAGCAGUUGCUAGAUCAGAAAGGAGCAUUCGCCGAGUUUUUGACGACGCACAUUCAAGAUUUAGACGAAGAAGACGAAGAAUUGCAGUUACUCCAGGAAGUGUUGAAGGACGAAUCAUCCAAGAAAAUAGUGGAACGAGCAAUAUCCACGCAAUCCAACCAGUCGGACGAACGGAAAAUGAAGAAACGAAUCAGUCGUCAAGACUCUAAAAUGAGCAUCGGUAAGGACAAUGCAGCGGCAACCACCGGUAACGUCGACAAAGCCAAACUGAUAGAACAGGAGGAAUCCGCAACCGGAUCCGUAACGCUUGCGAUCUACAUGAAGUACAUUAAGGCUAUCGGUUUGUCGUUCGGGUUUUGGUCGGUAGUUUUCAGUAUCAUCACUCAGGGAGCGGGAAUCUACUCCAGUAUUUGGUUGACCGAUUGGUCAGAAGAUCCGGAGGCGAUAACCGACACUACGGUACGGGAUACGUACCUCGGAGUUUACGGAGCCUUGGGAGGCGUUCAGUCGAUUGCGUUAUUCAUCAGUUCGGUUGCCUUGGGGUUGGGAAGCUUGACGGCUGCAAAGCAACUGCACGAUCGUCUUCUGGAGAGUUCGAUGCGGAUGCCUAUGUCAUUCUUCGAUACGACUCCCCUCGGUAGAAUUAUCAAUCGGUUUUCGAAGGACGUGGAUGUCAUGGAUAACGUCCUUCCGGCUACGAUUCGGGCGUGGUUGUACUUCUUUUUGUCCGUGAUCGGAGUGUUUGUCGUGAUCGGUAUUUCAACGCCGGUCUUCCUGGCGGUCGUACCUCCGUUAGCUGUGAUUUACUAUUUCGUCCAGAAGAUCUACAUUGAGACGUCACGGCAGUUGAAACGCUUGGAAUCGGUCACCAGAAGUCCUAUCUACUCCCAUUUCGGAGAGAGUAUCAACGGGCAGUCUACCGUUCGGGCCUAUAAUGAGCAGAACCGGUUCACGCUGGAAUCGGAGAAAAGGGUCGACUAUAAUCAGAAGGUAACCUACUCGACGAUCUUGGCGAGUUGUUGGCUUUCGGUACGGCUGGAAAUCAUUGGCAGUUUGGUUGUGCUGUUCGCUGCUUUGUUUGCGGUAUUGGCCAAAGAACGGAUUGGACCGGCUACGGUUGGUCUUUCGAUUUCCUAUGCUUUGCAGAUUUCCGCAACCUUGAGUUUUAUGGUCCGAAUGACAGCCGAAGUUGAAACGAACAUCGUGGCAGUUGAACGUUUGCAAGAAUACACGGAACUUCCACGGGAGGCUGAAUGGCAGAAGGGAUCAGUGGCCAAGAGUUGGCCUACCGAGGGCACGGUGGAGUUUAAGGACUUGAAAAUUCGUUACCGGGAAGGGUUGGAAUUGGUUAUUAGGGGAAUAUCGUUGCAUGUUAACGGUAGUGAAAAGAUUGGAAUCGUUGGAAGAACUGGCGCUGGCAAGUCCAGUUUAACGCUAGGAUUGUUCAGAAUUGUGGAAGCCGCCGGCGGUCAGAUCAUCAUCGAUGGGGUCGAUAUAGCGAAAAUAGGCCUCCAUCAAGUGCGUGGUCGUUUGACGAUUAUUCCCCAGGAUCCGGUUCUGUUUUCGGGAAACCUGCGAAUGAACAUCGAUCCUUUCGGAAGCUACAGUGACGAUCAGGUGUGGAAAGCUUUGGAGUUAUCACAUCUGAAAAGCUUCGUCAAGGGACUGUCGGCUGGGUUGGAGCACGAAAUCGCUGAGAACGGUGAAAAUCUUUCCGUCGGUCAACGACAACUGGUUUGUUUAGCUCGUGCGGUUUUGCGAAAAACGAAGGUGCUUAUCCUGGAUGAAGCUACGGCUGCCGUUGAUUUGGAGACCGAUGACCUUAUUCAGAAAACCAUCCGCACGGAAUUCGCCGAUUGUACAAUCCUUACGAUUGCUCACCGUUUGAACACAAUCCUCGAUUCGGACCGGGUCUUGGUGUUGGACAAGGGACUGGUUGCCGAAUGUGAUGCGCCACAGGUUCUGUUGGCAGAUAAGAACUCCAUUUUCUAUGGAAUGGCGAAGAACGCUGGUAUCGUCAGUUAGGUUAGUGACCCAAGUACAGGGUGAUUUUUUAAGAGCUUGAGAACUUUUUUAAACAAUAA